Molecule: messenger RNA, 888 nt
Organism: Fusarium tjaetaba
Lineage: Eukaryota; Fungi; Ascomycota; Sordariomycetes; Hypocreales; Nectriaceae
Exons: 2
Coding region: 1-888 (295 amino acids)
Source: RefSeq, a predicted model, not a curated record
AUGGCUUCAUCAUCAACCAUCUCGACUCCCCGGCCCUCAAAUGACCUACCCAGACUCCCAGUCGAGAUCUGGGCUCACAUUUUCGAUGAUCUUGAACCACUAGAGAAUUUCCAGUCCUUAAUCUCUGCUUCGCCCACCGCCCUUGGUUAUUUUCAAGUGGAGAAGAGCCGUAUCCUACGCCCGUUUGUGGAUAAAAUCAACGACCACAUCGACACCGACAUUAUUCCUAUUCUGCUGUCCUCAUUCAGAGUCACAAAACUGCUGUCCACAACACCAAGCCUUACCCUACCCCAAAUCGGAGAUGAACUUUCAACGUUUCUAAAUCCUCUUUUCAGACCUGACACUCCAAACCCCUUUCAGCAAUGGGAUCAGAACUUAUCAGCUAUUAUCAAGCUCACCAAAAGUUUCCCAAAGAUCGCCAGUAUGGUGUGGUACUACACAGGUAUCAGAGAGAUUUUGCGGCUUAGGAUGUCGUCCUCCACGUUGGCUAGCCACGCCGAAGCACCCGGAUCCGAAGUCAAGAAAUUCCUUGUCACCUUCAUCUAUCAAACUAUCUUACUCGACUUAUCUACCUACCGUGAUGGCACUUUAUUCAACCCUAGAACAUCUAUUCUAGACUCGGUGGCGUGGGAAGCAGCCAACCCGAAUCUCGAAGACGUUACCCCAAACUUAUGGCAACCAUCUUCAGAUCAGACUGGGGCUUUGGUCAUCAAUGAUCGUGGGCUGGUGCAUGUCGCAGUAGAAAUCGCACAAGGCCUCCAUAGACAAGGCGAGGACGCCGAAGGGGGAUAUACCCAACUGAUGCCUGAAAUAUGGUUGAAACGACCCUGGAGCGUGGUCGGUUUCUCCGUUGCCGACGCUCGUAUCCUGUUUGUCGGCUCGGCUUAA